CAGCCGGGAAAUGCCUUGACGGAAGCCUGCCAGGUUCUCCUCCUGCAAGAGACCUGAAGGUGUUCUUCAGCGGAGAAUGGCAGGAGAUUCUUGUGUCCUCAUGGACCACAACAUGGAGACAGGAGUAACACCUGCACAGGUGAAGAAACUUCCUAAACAUCUGAGGGAGGCCCAGAUAUCAACCGAGCGAACCCACUUGAUUUCUGAACCAGUGAAAAGGCCUCGACAGCGGUAUGUGCAGAAGGAUGGCAAGUGCAACGUUCACCAUGGAAAUGUGCAAGAGACCUACCGUUACCUCAGUGAUUUAUUCACUACGUUGGUGGAUCUACGGUGGCGUUUUAGCCUUUUAAUUUUCACACUGGUCUAUGUGAUCAAUUGGCUUUUCUUUGGAUUUCUCUGGUGGCUGAUCGCACUCAUUCGUGGAGAUCUGGUACACGCCGAUGAGGAUGGCUGGACUCCUUGUGUGGAAAAUCUGAACAGUUUUGUCUCGGCUUUCCUCUUCUCCAUCGAGACGGAGACCACCAUUGGGUAUGGCUAUCGUGUAAUCACAGAAAGAUGCCCUGAAGGCAUCAUACUACUUUUGGUGCAGGCCAUCUUGGGAUCCAUAGUCAACGCCAUCAUGGUAGGCUGCAUGUUUGUCAAGAUUUCACAGCCAAAGAACCGUGCCGAGACACUCAUGUUUUCACAUAAGGCCGUCAUAUCAGUGCGAGAUAACAAGAUGUGCCUGAUGUUUCGGGUGGGAGACCUGAGGAACUCUCACAUCGUGGAGGCAUCGAUCAGAGCGAAGCUAAUUCGCUCACAGCAAACCAAAGAGGGGGAGUUCAUCCCACUCAACCAGACUGACAUCAACAUCGGCUUCGACACAGGGGACGACCGGCUGUUUUUAGUGUCACCGCUCAUCAUCUCCCAUGAGAUCAACGAGAAGAGUCCCUUCUGGGAAAUGUCACUGACCCAGAUGGAGAAGGAGGAGUUCGAGAUUGUGGUCAUCCUUGAGGGCAUGGUGGAGGCCACAGGUAUGACAUGUCAGGCUCGGAGCUCCUACCUGGACACUGAGGUGCUGUGGGGCUACCGCUUCACACCCGUUCUAUCUCUGGAGAAGGGCUUCUACGAGGUGGACUACAACAACUUCCACGAAAUCUACGAGACCAACACGCCCACCUGCAGCGCCAAGGAGCUAGCCACUGAGUUUCGGGAUGAGCCACUUUUGCCUCAGCUUCCACUCCUAAGCCCUGAGCCCAAAACUCUUACUUUUGACCACCUGGACCGCCUGUCAACACUGGAUCCACUAAGCCAGGAUGAGGCGAACAGGGAGAGGGGUUUAGGGAGUGACAGAGGAGAGAACAAUGGCUCAGCUGCUGCUCUGGGGGAGCAGCCUCUGGUUGAUGCACUUCCUGACUGAAGGGCCAAAUCAGCCAAAAACCCCAUGAAAGACUGAAUGGUAGAAUGCUUCUUUGAAUCAAUGGCCAUCUUGUUCCAGUGCAGCUCCAGGAGACAGAAGCCUUCUGACUCAUGCAAUAUUCCUCUAUGAGAGUGUCCAUCUAUAGCUUAGAUUGGUUUGGUAGGCUAAUAAGUAUGCAUACAGAUACGCACAUGUACAAUAUCUGUAUUUACUCUUCAAGGUUUCAGAUCGUCUUUUUAUAUUCACAAUGACCACUUA
Messenger RNA from Nematolebias whitei (Rio pearlfish), 1657 nucleotides. It is a transcript of the gene kcnj5, whose product is annotated as potassium inwardly rectifying channel subfamily J member 5. The transcript is spliced from 4 exons. Gene Ontology annotation, biological process: regulation of monoatomic ion transmembrane transport; potassium ion import across plasma membrane. Gene Ontology annotation, cellular component: plasma membrane. Bases 77 to 1399 code for a protein of 440 amino acids. Lineage: Eukaryota; Metazoa; Chordata; Actinopteri; Cyprinodontiformes; Rivulidae. The record is from RefSeq and is a predicted model, not a curated record. Gene Ontology annotation, molecular function: inward rectifier potassium channel activity.